AUGGACCCGGUCAAGCUUAUCGCGUCGGACGGCACCGAGAUUAUCCUCGACCGGCAGGCGGCGAUGGUCUCCGGGACCAUCAAGUCCAUGCUCGGCGGGCCAGGUGGGUAUGUGGAGCAGGAGAAGGGGGAGAUCAACUUCCCGGAGAUCUCGGGUAAGACGCUCGAGCAGACGGUCCAGUACUUUUACUACAAGCUCCGCCACACCAACCCGUCCUCCAACCACACCCUCCCCGAGUUCAAAAUCGAGCCCGAGUCGGCACUGGAGCUGCUGAUGGCUGCAAACUACCUCGAUACAUGAACAUGACCUCGAAACCACUGCGCGCCCACCCCGCCGGGCGUGGACCCUGCUCCCGAUGUGUCGAAAUGCCAGAGGGUUCGCGGUUAUCGUGACCGAACACUGCGAACGAGUCUGUAGUUUACGUAAACGUGGUGUAAUUAACAUCGGAAGGCAUGCCUUGUGCGGCAUGGCGACGCGCCUCUCGCACGCGAGGAGAGCGGCCGCACACCCCGGUUAGGGGACCCCUAGGGUCCUGAGGGCCGGAUUGUUUUAAGACCUUUUAAGAAA
This is a messenger RNA of Emiliania huxleyi CCMP1516, 567 nucleotides long. RefSeq lists its product as hypothetical. The coding region runs from base 1 to 300 and encodes 99 amino acids. Gene Ontology annotation, molecular function: protein-macromolecule adaptor activity. The transcript is spliced from 3 exons. Gene Ontology annotation, cellular component: elongin complex. The record is from RefSeq and is a predicted model, not a curated record. Lineage: Eukaryota; Haptophyta; Isochrysidales; Noelaerhabdaceae. Gene Ontology annotation, biological process: ubiquitin-dependent protein catabolic process.